This is a messenger RNA of Strongyloides ratti, 2454 nucleotides long. RefSeq lists its product as hypothetical. NCBI's taxonomy places the organism in Eukaryota, Metazoa, Nematoda, Chromadorea, Rhabditida, Strongyloididae. The transcript has 5 exons. Bases 1 to 2454 code for a protein of 817 amino acids. The record is from RefSeq and is a predicted model, not a curated record.
AUGGCUUCUAAAAAACAAAAAACAAUUACUCAAGACAGUGCUAAACAUAUUAUUUCAGGAAUAAAUGCAUCGGAAGUAUAUUCUAUACAAAAUAACAACUCUACUAUAAAAACAAAAAACAAAGAUUUGACGAGAAAGGGUGAUAAUAACAGUAUAGAUAAAGUUGAUAGUUAUAAACAAAAUAAUACCUUAACAGGAAAUAAAGAAUAUGAUAAUACUGGAAUGUCAAUUAUUCUUUUUGAUUUUCAAAGAAAUUUAACAAGCAUCGAAACUAAGCAAACAUUGUUGCAAAAUGAUAUAAAUAAUAUUAAAUCAACACUUAAUAAUCACGAACAAGAAAUUUAUUCACACGAAACAAUUCAUAGAAUAAAACAAUUAGAUUCAAAAAUAAAAAAUAUUCAAACACAAGUUACUGAGAUAUCUAAAAAUUUUGAUAAAGAAUUGAUGGAAAAAGGAAAAUUGAAUGCAAUGCAUGUUGAUGCAUAUAAUAAAUUACAUGAUCAUAUAAAUAAUCAAUUAUCUCUUGAUAAAAAUUCAUUUAACAAUGCUUUUAUUGAUGUUCAACGUGAAAAUAAUAUAAUUAAAAAUCAAAUUACAAAAAUAGAAAAAGACAUAAAAAAUGACAUUAAAAAAUUUGAUAAAAAUUUGAAAGAUUUAGAAAGUAAUAAUAAUAAUUUAAAUAAAGAAUUUAAAAAUAAUAAUUCAAAAAGUAUAAAUGAAAUAAAAGCUUUUAAAAAUGAUAUUACAAAUACAAAUAAUACAAUACGAAAUAAUAUCAACAAUCAAUUUGAAAAAUUAGUAAAUGAAUUUAAUACAAAUGACAGUAAAAUGAAAACAUAUAUUGAUGAAAAAAAUCAAUCUGUUUAUGAAAAAAUAGAUAAUAAUUUUAUUUUAGUAAAUAAUUCAAUUAAUGAAAUUAAAAAUAAAAUGGAUAAUGAUGUUAGAGAAUUGAUAAGUUCACAUGAAAAAAAUGAUAACAAAGUAGAGGAAAUUAAUAAAGCUGUUCAAAAAAUUGAAAAAUCAAAUUUAAAAGCAAUUAAAGAAUCACAAGCACUUACCAAUUCAACAAAAAGACAUGAAGAAGGUAUUAUUAAAAAGCUAACAUUUCUUGAAAAUCAGCUACAUGAAUAUGUUGACAAUGUAAAUAAAAAAAUGAAAAAUCUGGAAAAUGAUGUUGAACAAAAAUUGACGCAUUCAAAAAGUAAUGAAAGUUUGCAAAGUACAAGUACUAAUAUAAUAAAAUCAUCUGUUACUACAAAUACACCUGAUAAAAUUAGACAAGAGCUAUUAGAAAUAAUGAAUGAAAAUGAAAAGCUAUCAUAUCAUGGAAUGUUAAUUUUUGAGGAAAAAAUUUUAAAUAUCCAAAAUAAAUUAGAUAAUUUUAAAAAUGAAUAUGAUGUAAAAUCAAAACAAUAUCCAAAUAAUAAAACAAUUAAUGAAAUUAAAAAACAAAUGACAACAUUUGAAAACUUAGUAAAUCAAGUUACAAUUGCCCAAUCAACAAUUAAUAAAAAAAUUGAAGAAGAAAUUCCAGGAAAUAUUAAUGAAUUAUCAAUGAAAACAAACAAUGCUUUAAAAGCUCUUGAUACCAAAUAUUCACAAGAAAUAAAUUCAUUACAAAAUUCCCUUGUUGAUAUAAAUAAAUCAAAAAAAGUAAUUAAUAAAGAGAUUGAAGAAAAUAAAAAACAAAGAAACAAACAUGAAGAACUUUUAAUGAAUAAAUUAUUAAAAUUAGAAAACGAUGUGAAUUCUUACAUAAAUCUAAAAAGAAAUGAGGUAGAUGAAUUUGAAAAAAGAGACGUUAGUAGAAAAAGUAUCUCUAGAUUAAGUAGUAAACAAUCAAGAAGAACUGAAUUAUCUAAUGAAAAAAGUAUUGAUAUAGAAAAAAUACGUUCAGAACUUAGUUCAAUUGUAAAUGAUAAAUCUAAAUUAACAUAUCAAGCAACAUUAACAGUUGAAGAAAAAGUUAUAAAUCUUCAAGAAAGACUUAACAAUUUUAAAAAAGAAAUGGAUAGUAAAUUAAGUGAAAAAGAUCUAGAUGAUCCAAGAAUAAUUCAUUUGCAAAAACAAAUGGGUUUGGUUAAAGGAAUGAUUAAUGAUAUAGAAAAAGUACAACAUCAAAUGAAAGAAAAAAUAGACAAUGAAGUACCAGAAAAUAUAGAGGAAAUGUCAAUGAAACUGAAAAGUGCUUUAAAUUCAAUUGGUAAAAAAAUAGCUCAAGAGGAGGAAGAACGUUAUUUAGCAAUAAAUGAACUUCAGGAAGUAUGUGAAGGAUUGUUGGCAAACUAUAGACUACUUAAUAAUGAUAAUGAAAAGAAAAAAGACGAAAAAAAUGAAAGCAUAGAUGAAAUGAAACAAGAAAUAGAAAAGUGCAAAAAUGCAAUUAAAAAAAUUACAGAAAGUUUAGUAGAUUUCAAAGCCGAUGUUGAAAAACAAAUUAAUAAAAAAAAGUAA